AUAACUUUGUUCGUCAUUUAAAACAAAACAAAGCAUCACUGUAGGCUCUUGUGUUGAAAUUAGUAAGCGACAAAGCAAUUCUAUAGCAGUUACGUGAAGCAUUCCGUUCCUCCCUCGGCGCCAUGAAAAGACAUUUGGUGGCGAGCGCUUGAACAACAGGAAAGAUAUUCAUUUACACGUUCACACAUCCUGAAGGCAAACGAAGGCAGGAACGCCUCCUGCCACCACAAUGUGCUGAAGGUCGCCAGCCGAGAACUUUGGAUUCUGCUGCUGGAGCUGAGGGUACCCAGCAGGAACAUUACACCUCUUUAAGACGUGGAUCAACUGUCAAAAGAAGAGCGAGACUGGUCACUGCGACAGGUCAGCCGCCAAGAUUGGCGAAUGUUCUGCAGCGUAUAUUGUUGCUAAACCUCAGAAAGAUGUCGACGAAGCUGAUCAAGUUUGAUCAGCUGAAGGACCCCUCGGACACUUGGGAGUUGGUGGAGACGAUCGGAAAGGGCACCUACGGAAAGGUGUACAAGGCGACAAGCCGGAAGGAUGGUAGCAAGGCUGCUGUCAAGACCCUGGACCCCGUGAACCAGGAUAUUGACGAGGAGAUCGAGGCUGAGUACAGUAUCCUCACCUCCCUGCCGGAGCACCCCAACAUCGUCAGAUUCUUUGGCAUGUACUACCAGAAGGACGGCGUCAAUGGCGACCAGCUGUGGAUCGUCCUUGAGCUGUGCAACGGAGGCUCGGUGACGGACCUGGUGAAGGGCCAGCUGAAGCGCGGAGAGCGCAUGGACGUCAUGCUCAUCGCUUACAUCCUCCGCGGGGCCCUGCUGGGAUUAAAUCACCUCCACAGCCACAAUAUCAUCCACCGAGACAUCAAAGGAAACAACAUUCUGCUCACGACGGAUGGGGGCAUCAGACUUGUCGACUUUGGUGUAUCGGCCCAGGUGUCAAAAACUCGAGUGGAAAGAAACACAGCAGUGGGCACCCCGUUCUGGAUGGCACCUGAGGUCAUCGCCUGCGAGCAGCAGUUGGACUACAUGUACGACAGGCGCUGUGACGUCUGGUCCAUGGGCAUCACGGCCAUCGAGCUGGGGGAUGGUGACCCCCCGCUGUAUGAGCUGCAUCCCAUGCGCGCCCUCUUUAAGAUCCCACGAAAUCCUCCUCCAACACUGAAGCAACCAGAGCUCUGGCCUCCACUGUUCAACGAAUUUAUAGCACAGUGCCUGGUGAAAGAUUUUGAGCGCCGGGCCACUGUGUCCCAGCUGCUGGAGGAUCCGUUCAUCCAGCAGGUGGAGGGCCGCGAGCAGGAACUCCAGAAGCAGCUGACGGAGCUCAUUGAUCUACACCUGCAAAUGGGCAACAUCCAGAAGAUCAGGCAUGAGCGGCUGCACACCAAGAAGACGGAGUACAUGAAGUCGCGUCUGCGAGCGGAGCUGAACGUUGUGGACGACCUUGUCAAGCUCGACGUUCUUGACGAGACCACAAUUAUAGAGCAACUUCAGAAGCGCUAUGCCGAUCAGCAAAUCUACACCUACGUGGGGGACAUUCUCAUCGCCAUCAAUCCAUUUCAGAUCUUGGAUAUCUACUCCCCAAAGCACUCCGUCCUGUACCGCGGUGCGAAGCGCACGGCGAACCCACCACACAUCUUCGCCAUCUCCGACAACGCUUACCACUCCAUGGUCACCUACAAUGCCCACCAGUGCAUCAUCGUGAGUGGAGAGAGCGGAUCAGGGAAGACUGAGAGCUCCCAUCUCAUUGUGCAGCAGAUGACAGUUCUUGGCAAGGCCAGCGAUCGUGCACUGCAGGAAAAGGUUCUGCAGGUGAACCCGCUGGUCGAGGCGUUCGGGAACGCGUGUACCAUCAUCAACGGCAACUCGAGCCGCUUCGGCAAGUACCUGGAGAUGCACUUCACGAACAGCGGCACGGUGGCAGGCGCGCAGAUCUUCGAGUACCUGCUGGAGAAGUCCCGCGUCACCAACCAAGCCCCGUUUGAAAAAAACUUUCACAUUUUCUACUACAUGUAUGCCGGGCUUGCACAGCAAGGCAAACUCCAGCAGUACUGUCUUUCCACCACCGAAGCCCCACGAUACCUCGUGAGCAGUAGCAGCCCCUCUUUGGAAGAAAUCCUCUCCACCGGCUUUCAUCAGCAGCAGUUCGAGGCCAUUGAACACUGCUUCAACAUACUUGGCUUCACAACAGAGGAAGUUUCCUGCGUUUACAAUAUUUUGGCUGGGAUUCUCAACGUGGGGAACAUUGAGUUCAUGUCCAUAUCUACAGACCAUCAAUCUGACAAGAGCAACAUAGACCCAAACUCCGCAGCCCUGGAGAACGCGGCCGCUCCGCUGAAGGUCCGCGCCGAGGAGCUCCUAGAGGCGCUGGUCUCGCGCUGCGUGGUGGCGCGCGGCGAGACCAUAAUGCGCACCAACACCGUGGAGAAGGCGAGCGAUGUGCGAGAUGCCAUGGCCAAGGCGCUGUACGGACGCCUUUUCAGCUGGAUCGUGCUCCGCAUCAACACGCUCCUGCAGCCCGACAAAGACGCCAGUGAAAACAGUAAACUGAGCAUCGGCAUCUUGGACAUCUUUGGGUUUGAGAAUUUUAAAAAGAACUCGUUUGAACAGCUAUGCAUCAACAUUGCAAAUGAGCAAAUACAGUUCUACUUCAACCAGCACGUGUUUGCCAUGGAGCAGGAGGAAUAUGCAAGUGAGGGGGUGGACGCAAAGCAGGUGGAGUUUGAGGACAACCGCCCUCUGCUCGACAUGUUUCUGGCCAAGCCCGUGGGGAUGUUGUCCCUGCUGGAUGAGGAGAGCCGCUUUCCCCAGGCCACGGGCCAGACGCUCGUUGAAAAAUUUGAGGACAAUGUAAAGUCAAAAUACUUUUGGAGGCCGAAAAGAAUGGACCUAACCUUCGGAAUCGACCAUUAUGCAGGAAAAGUUCUGUACGAUGCCUCAGGAUUCCUUGAGAAGAACAGGGACACGUUACCUGCUGACAUUGUGGUGCUCCUCAGGACUUCAGAAAACAUGGUGCUCAGACUGCUCUUCUCAAACCCCCUAACCAAGACAGGCAAUCUGGCUCAUAUCCGAUCAAGAGUCCCUGGUGCAUCAAAGUCUCUUCCGAGUCAAACACCAGCAAACAUAAGGAUCGAUACCAUGGAGAAGAACAAGCACCCAGGGGAAACGGUGAACAUGAAAACUCAAACUGUCUCCUCCUAUUUCAGGUUUUCUUUGAUGGACCUGCUCUCCAAGAUGGCAUCGGGCCUGCCCCACUUCGUGCGCUGCAUUAAGCCCAACAACGAUCGUCAGGAGCAGAAGUUUGACCGGGAAAAAGUGCUGGUGCAGCUGCGCUACACGGGCAUCCUGGAGACCAUCCACAUCCGACGGCAGGGCUUCUCGCACCGCAUCCCCUUCCAUGAAUUCGUCAACAGGUACUACAUCCUUGCCUUCAAAGCAGACUCGCCCCCACCAGGCAAACAAGAAACGUGUGUUGAGAUUCUUGAGAAGGUUAAAAUGAAAAACUGGGUGCUUGGCAAGACAAAGGUAUUCUUAAAGUACUACCAUGCAGAACAUCUCAAUCUGCUGAUCAAGGAGAUGGUGGAGAGGCUCGUGAAACUGCAGGCCUAUGUGCGCACCAGACUUGCCGUCAAGAAAUUCAGAAAGCUCAUGGAAGAACGGACCCACAGUGCCCUCGUCAUACAGUCAGGUUUCCGUGGAUACCAAGUACGCAGAGAGUACCGUGAGCAGAAGAAGAAACGAGAGGAUGCUGCCAUCUGCAUUCAGUCAGCGGCACGGGGGCACAAAGCCAGGAAGCAGUACAAGCAGGAGAAGGAAAGACGUGGAGAGGAUACACACGAGGACGCACACGAGGACGCACAGGGAAACGCGACAGAUUCACACGAGCAGCCUCCAGAAGACAACCAAACCGAAGAGAAUGCCGAGAGCAUUGAUGUCGUGGACGGGCAAUCGGCCAUUUCGGAAGGUGCCAGCACUGUUGCAAGUGCUGCCCCAAGCCAGGCUAAUGAUAGUGACCGCACUGAACAUGUGGAGUCUGAGGAAAAGCAGCCUGAGAUUAACCAGGACGGGCUUGAUGGGUUUUCCCAGGAGGUUUCCAAGUGUGCCGAGACGGUGCUUAAACAACUCCUGCGUGUUAACCUCCCUGUGCCAGCAAGCCAAGUCAAGGAGACGGUGACCCUCUCUCACUCAAGGCCUGGCUCUGCGAAACAGCUUGGUAUUCAAAUACAAGAUUCCCAAGAUUCUCUGCAGCAAGGGACACAGCCAAAACAGACUCGCACACCUCGCUCUAAAAUGCAACCAAAGCUGCUGCACUCUCCCGAAGACAAUCUGUACUACAGCCAGCUGCUAAGCAGCGCUGGUAAAGACGUCGCUCAGGCCUCUCCCAGUGUUCAGCUAAUGAAGAGAAAAUCACGUAAAACAAGGAGCCAAAUAAAAGUGCUGGAUGAGAAUGACCAAUAUUACCGUAUGGUGGUGGCUGGAGACACAUUCAGAAAGGCGCCAAGUCCAUCACACGACACACCAAAUGGAAACUACUGACAGGGAAAACAUGACCUGCCAGGAGUGUGAAGAUUUGCAUUUGAGAAUGCAGCAAUCUCCAGACGUCUUCACUAAUUUUAAUCAGCCAUUUGUUAUUUUACUAUAAUACAGUACUUGAAUGUUAUUUUUUAAAUUGUAAAUGCACUUAGAUGUUUAGGAAUAUUAGACAAUUGUAAAAAGUUUUUUUUUAAUAUAUAUACAAAUGAGAAAAUUACUUUAGAAUAUCUAAUGUAAUUGUAAGUAGUUAUGUUUAAAUACAGGUACUGUAUACAUUAAAUAAAUCUGUCAUUGUCCAUAUGACAAAAUAUUUAAUUGUGCAUUUCUUUGUGUUUUAUGGGAUGGUGAUUUAUUCAUGAUAGUAGAUGUUGAUUUCAUGGUGUGGUGGUUAUGAUGAUGGUGAUAAUGGUUGUGGUUAUGCUGAUGUGAAGUCAUUAUGGUGACAAUUGUGGUUCAUCAUACUUUUAUUUCACCACCAGAUGGAAACAACCAUUUUAAGACAACAUGAACCGCGUCUUAUUCAUAACACAAUCUAUGGAAAACAAGUUAAAAUUAGCAUUUUGAAGUGGGAAUACAAAAAAAUAAGUCAAAUUUGAGUAUUGAUAUAUAUGUCAUAAAUAUAAAAAGGUUGUAAAAUUGCAAGAAGUUCCACAGUCUUGUUGAAGAUGUAUAAUUUGUAAUAAAAUGUAUUGAGGUGAGCUUCAAUGCAUGCAGCAGAGGCGACGCUAGGCCAAGAAAGUGGUUUGCGAUGUGAACGAACAUGAUUGCCCAAAACUAUUAUUAACUCUUGGAACAGUACACCGCAACCCCGUAACAUACCUUAGGUUGCAAGGAUGUAUGUCAGGAAGAAGUCAGCCAGAGAGGACAGAAGGCAAUCUAUUAUUGAUCGCGUUGAAAAUGAAUUUUGCCCAAGUACUAUAAUUCCCGCUUAGUCGACAGUGAAUACACAUUUUCAUAAUUAAAGUUACAAUGAUGAGUAGAAUACAGUAAAUGAUAUUUAAUAUGAUUUGAAGAGCUGAGUGAUAUAUGAGAUUUAAUUUAUCUUCAGUCAAAUUUGAUGCUGCUUUGUAUAAUACAUGACCAUAAUCAGUUAGGUUUAAACGUAGAUGCAAAAAUUAUGUGAUGGUGGUUUUAAAAUUACGUGAUGGUGAUGCUAAUUGUCUAAAUGUGCUGUGCUUGUGAGGGUGUGGUGGUCGUGAUGAAAAUGAUUGUGGUUGUUGAUUAUUGUGAAAUUAAUGUUGAAAUAUGGUGUAAAUGUUAACUCAUGAUGUGGUGGUGAUGAUUUUGGUUGUUCAUGUGUAGCUGUACCAUCCUUAAUCUGGAAUGCUUUUCAUAACUUCUAUAUGUAAGUCCUCAAUUUGUAAGAGCCUGAAUGACUGCAUUAGAUACUGUAAUACUAAUUCGAACACUUUAUGGUUACAAAUGGCAAGCGUAACGUAAAUGUCUGAUAUUCGUGUAUUUUAUAGAAUAGUAUUGAUUGGAUGACUCUGUAGGCAAAUGUUAGAAAAUAAAAUGUUAUAAUCAAAAGCAACAUACUAAUGUGCUUCACGAAAGUUUGUAUGAAUGCAUAUUUCCGGCUAUGAUAGAUGAUUCGGAAACAUGGA
This is a messenger RNA of Lethenteron reissneri (Far Eastern brook lamprey), 6136 nucleotides long. Its product is annotated as myosin-IIIb-like. Lineage: Eukaryota; Metazoa; Chordata; Hyperoartia; Petromyzontiformes; Petromyzontidae. Gene Ontology annotation, molecular function: protein serine/threonine kinase activity; protein binding; ATP binding. The record is from RefSeq and is a predicted model, not a curated record. Gene Ontology annotation, cellular component: filopodium tip; stereocilium tip; photoreceptor inner segment. Gene Ontology annotation, biological process: regulation of actin filament length; positive regulation of filopodium assembly; sensory perception of sound.